AUGACAAGUACUAAUCCUUCAGCCUCUUCAUUCAGCAAAAGGUUAGAUGGCAAAGUGGCUAUCAUUACUGGCGGUGCCAGCGGAAUUGGAGCGGCCGCCGUGCGCCUGUUUUAUGAAAACGGGGCUAAGGUUGUCAUAGCCGACAUCCAAGACGAUCUCGGCCAAGCAAUCGCCUCAAAGCUGGGCGAAAAUGGAUGCUACAUCCAUUGCGAUGUCUCGAAGGAAGAUGAAGUUAUCAACCUGGUCGAUUCCGCGGUGGCCAAAUUCGGGCAAUUGGACAUAAUGUACAACAAUGCCGGCAUCGUUGACGGCUUUUUUUCGGGCAUCCUGGAGACUUCCAAGCCGGAUUUAGAACGCCUCCUCAGCGUUAACGUCGUUGGCUCUUUCCUAGGAGCCAAGCACGCUGCGAGAGUCAUGAUUCCCCGCCGCAAUGGAUGCAUUCUGUUCACCGCCAGCGCGUGUGUCAACCUCGCCGGGUUCUCGAGCCACGCGUAUUCGAUCACCAAGCACGGAAUUGCCGGCCUGGCGAAGAACUUGUCGGCCGAGCUCGGGCAGUACGGAAUUCGGGUGAACUCUGUUUCGCCUUUCGCCGUGGCAACCCCCAUCUGUGGAGGGAAUUCCACACAAGAGGAAAUUGAGCGAUCAAAUGCGUUUGUGAAUGGGGUGGCUAAUCUGAAAGGCAAAACAUUGACACCGGAAGAUGUUGCUCAGGCUGCUCUGUAUCUGGCCAGUGACGAAGCCGGUUAUGUUAGCGGUCUCAACCUUGUUGUAGAUGGAGGUUUCACUGUUGUCAAUCCUUCAAUGGUGAAUGCCUGGGCUCAGUUCUUCAAUCCAAAUGAAUAG
Molecule: messenger RNA, 843 nt
Organism: Oldenlandia corymbosa var. corymbosa
Lineage: Eukaryota; Viridiplantae; Streptophyta; Magnoliopsida; Gentianales; Rubiaceae
Source: the annotation of a GenBank genome assembly